GCGGCUCCCGCUCGUGCCCCGGAGUCCCCGCCGGCCGCGGAUCCGGCGCUAGCAGCUGGGGCUGCCGAGGAAGCCGCGUGCCCGCCGCCUCGCCAGGCGCAGCCCCCGCAGAAUGUCCUCGCUGCCCCGCGGCUUCGAGCCCCAAGCUCCCGAGGACUUGGGGCAGCGGAGUUUGGCGGAGCUGCGGGAGAUGUUGAAGCGCCAGGAGAGACUUUUGCGCAACGAAAAAUUCAUUUGCAAAUUGCCCGACAAAGGUAAAAAGAUAAUAGACUCUGUUGCCAAACUGAAAGCUGCCCUUGCAGAACGUGAAGAAGUUAGAGGGAAGAGUGAACUGUUUCAUCCUGUUAGUUUAGACCAUAAGCUAAGGCAAAAAGCAGUCGCAGGUGUGGACGUGGACACGGAUAAGGCCCAGAACUCUGACCAGAUCCUUGAUACUUCAUCACUAGUUCCUGGCUGUUCCUCUGUAGAUAACAUCAAGUCAUCUAGAACAACCUCACAACAACAGGGACUUGUAUAUCCUACUCACAGAGGUGAUGCAGAGGCUCCAGAGGUUGAGUACGCAGUGAACAAGUGCCCAGCUUCCAGCAGCAGAGACAGCGCGCCUUCCUCAUCCAAAGCUAGCGAGCGUCUCCCUCAGCAUCGUGUUUCAAGUCAAGCAGAAGAUCAUUCUAGCAGCUCUGACAACCUGUUUAUUGAUAGGUUACAAAGGAUCACAAUUGCAGACCCAGGUGAACACCACUCUGAAGAAAACACCAGUACUGAGAACUUGACAGGCCUUUGUAGUGGGACUCAGAAGAAGCCUCAUUACUUGGAAGUGCUCGAAAUGCGAGCCAAAAACCCAGUGCCCCCACCACAUAAAUUUAAAACCAAUGUAUUACCUUCACAACAAAAGGGUUCACCUAGUCAUUGCCAGAGAGGAGGGUCUCCUGUUUCCUCAGAAGAAAGGCGGCGCAGGGAUAAGCAGCAUCUGGAUGACAUCACAGCAGCUCGGCUUCUCCCACUUCAUCAUCUGCCUACGCAGCUGCUCUCCAUAGAAGAAUCUUUGGCACUGCAGAAACAGCAGCAACAGAGUUAUGAGGAGAUGCAAGCCAAGCUCGCAGCACAAAAAUUAGCUGAAAGACUGAAUAUUAAAAUACAGAGCUAUAACCCAGAAGGGGAGACUUCGAGGAAAUACCGAGAAGUGAGAGAUGAAGAUGAUGAUCAGUCCUCUGAUGAUGAAUUCUGAAGAUGGGCAUUGGGAUAAUCCCCUAAAUCUCUGCCUGUUGAGAUGUCAUCGUCAUACAUCAGACUUCUAAGUAUCGAGAUCAGUGUCAGACAUUGUUGAGGGAAAUAGUUUUAUAAAGUUAGCCAAAGGUAGCUAUAAAAAUAGCCCAGCUUCACCUUCAGAAGAUAACUUUCAUGUGUUUGAAAAGUUUAAUAUUUGAAUAUUGUGUUUAACCACACUGUAUUAAAGUUUCGCACUAUGUUGUGUGUUGGUCUGAUACUUUAGUAUAUAGAAGAGCGCAUUUUUUUUCUCUAAGCCAAAUGGAAGCAGAUAACUGCUUUUUUUACUUAAUAUUACCUUUGUCAAAUAGCAUUUAUUACGUCUUUCAGUGAAAUACUUAGUUGUCCCAGGAACAUCUAAAAUGAAUUAGGACAAUAUAGUUCCCUCCUAUUUUGAGCAGUCUAGAGAAUUUUGUGCAUGUCUGCAUGGGGUUAUGGAGGUAUUGGAUGUGAAAUACCUAGGAAGACACCCGUAGGAAAUACUUAACAAAUGUUUGUCUCCUUCUUAUGUCUUCCCUUAAGAAGAAAUGUUAUCUUUCUUCUGAUUAGGAAUAAGAAGUACUUUUAGUAAUGCUGGAGGGUGGACGGUCUUUCUAGAUGACCAGAUCUGCCUGGAGUAUAUGAGGGUUAGGAAAAGCCUAAGAUGACUGAUGCAGGUGAAGGGAGUAGCUGGUCCUGUGCGUGACCUGACUUGAGUUCAUUGCUCUUAACAGAUGAUAGGUUCAUUUACAGUACCUUCAAGUUUGGUGAGAAAACCAAUUUCUUUUAAAAGCUACAAUGGAAAUGUUGUCCAUACAUUGCCUUUUUUCCCCCAGAAGAGACAUACGUAGGCUGGAGAAGCCUCAAGCUAACAUGUUUAUGUAAUUUUAAAGGAUUAUAUGGUUGUCUCCAGAGAAAUUAACACUUACGUUAUCAGUUCUUUGUCUAAUAUGUUGGAUCCUUUAGACAGUGUUGAAAGGAAGAAUAAAAUAUUAAUUAGAGCAACUUCAAAAUGUUAAUGGUGAUGUUUAGCUAGUGCUUAAUUAAGUUUAAUUUCUUACUGUAAAAGAGACUGUUCGUGUAUGAAACUUGACUGGAAAUACAUUUAGGACAGAUGUAUGUGUGAGAGGAGGGGCUCGGUUCUGUAUCAUGCACUUCCAGUUGUGGCCACUGCUUUCCGUCCCCCUUUUGCCCCCUCAAAAAGCAAAUGUAAAAAGUAAACUGAGCUAACAAGUUCAUUGUUUUUAAAACUAAUAGCAAAUGAUUUCACAAUGUAGAUUAUUUGAUGUUAUUUGUUUACAGAAUAAAAUAAUACGUGUUAUUUCUGGAAAGUGGGAUAAUAUGGAAGGGCUCAUGUGCGUUUGUAUCCAGUCUCUUGUAAACCUCCCAGAGGGAGCCCUGAUAACAUUUGGGUGUGUGUUCUCUUACUUUUCUAUGCAUAAUGCAUUUAUAUUUUCAAUAAUGCGGUCAUGCUAUAUAUUGGUUCAUAGUCUGCUCUAUAUAUUGUAAACAUUUUCCCAUAUUAAAUAGUUUGCAUUUUAGAUUUCAGAUAGCUGCGGAAUGUUCCAUUUUAUGGGUGUACCAUAACUUUUAAAAUCAACUUCUUAUUGUUUGACAAUUUGAUUAUUAAUUAUAAUGUAACCUGUAGACAAUGACGCAAUCAACAUCUUAAAAGAUAAUCACAUUGUAUAAAAAUGACUUAUUUCCAGAAAAUACCUUUCUAGAAGUGAAAUUGCUAGGUGAGAGUGUAUGUAAGUUUUGGAGAUCUUGAUAUAUGUCACUCACUACAAAGAUUGUGUUCCUUUACCUUCCUGUUAGCAAUAUAUCAAACUCCCAGAACUGAAAAUUACUGUUUAAAAUCUUUGCAAAGUGAAUAAUUGCAGAAAAGGAUUACCUUUAAAAUUUGUGUUUCUUUGAUUACUUAGUGAAGGUUGAGUUUUUUCAUGUUUAUUGGCUAUUGAUAUUCAUUCUUUUGAGCAUUGCUUAUUCAUAUCUUUCCUAUAUUAGAGAGUUUGCUGUUUUUAUUGGUUUAUAAGUUCCUUGUGAAUUAAGAUGUCCAUCUUUUGUCAUAUGUCAUUAUUGUUUUAGCAUGUUAUUUGCCUUUUAAUACAGUUCAUGGUGUUUCUG
Diceros bicornis minor is the source of this 3369-nucleotide messenger RNA. It is a transcript of the gene POLR2M, whose product is annotated as RNA polymerase II subunit M. Gene Ontology annotation, biological process: transcription elongation by RNA polymerase II; intracellular signal transduction; maintenance of ER location. Gene Ontology annotation, molecular function: transcription elongation factor activity. Gene Ontology annotation, cellular component: nuclear envelope; RNA polymerase II, holoenzyme; intracellular anatomical structure. Bases 113 to 1225 code for a protein of 370 amino acids. Lineage: Eukaryota; Metazoa; Chordata; Mammalia; Perissodactyla; Rhinocerotidae. The transcript is spliced from 4 exons. The record is from RefSeq and is a predicted model, not a curated record.